Molecule: messenger RNA, 4823 nt
Organism: Ficedula albicollis (Collared flycatcher)
Lineage: Eukaryota; Metazoa; Chordata; Aves; Passeriformes; Muscicapidae
Gene: MED14
Product: mediator complex subunit 14
Exons: 33
Coding region: 1-4326 (1441 amino acids)
Biological process (GO): regulation of transcription by RNA polymerase II
Cellular component (GO): core mediator complex; mediator complex
Molecular function (GO): transcription coregulator activity
Source: RefSeq, a predicted model, not a curated record
AUGGGAGACCUGAGUGAAAACCUUGCUGUGUCCAUGUCCACGCCUGACCCACCCCAGGAUUCAGCGGUCUCGUGGCACAAUGGCAGCGCCAUCGCCGUGUCUCGAGUGUGUCCUGUGUCCCUGCCCGUGUCCCCGUGUCCCUGCGCUCCGCCCGUGUCCCCAGCUCCCCUCUCUGUCCCGUCCCCGUGCCCGCCCGUCUCCCCGGUCCCGCUGUCCCGCCCCGCCCGCGCUUCCCGGAAAGGUUCCCCGUUCGCUUCCGCCGCCGCCAGCCCCGGCUACCGCCUCAGCACCCUCAUCGAGUUCCUCCUGCACCGCACCUACGCCGAGCUCACCGUGCUGGCCGACCUAUUACCAAGAAAGACUGAUAUGGAAAGAAAAAUAGAGAUAGUGCAGUUUGCAAGUCGCACUCGUCAGCUCUUCGUUCGUUUGUUAGCCUUGGUCAAGUGGGCUAAUAAUGCUGGGAAGGUGGAAAAGUGUGCGAUGAUAUCAAGUUUCUUAGAUCAGCAAGCCAUCCUGUUUGUGGACACUGCUGAUCGUCUGGCAUCCCUGGCUCGAGAUGCUUUGGUUCAUGCUCGACUGCCCAGCUUUGCCAUCCCAUAUGCAAUUGAUGUCCUGACAACUGGAUCCUACCCUCGGCUGCCCACCUGCAUUAGGGAUAAAAUAAUCCCUCCUGACCCAAUAACAAAGAGUGAGAAGCAAACCACACUUCAUCAGCUAAACCAGAUCCUUCGCCAUCGACUCGUGACUACAGAUCUCCCUCCACAGCUGGCAAAUCUUACAGUUGCCAAUGGCCGUGUGAAGUUCCGAGUUGAGGGUGAGUUUGAGGCCACCUUGACAGUGAUGGGUGAUGACCCUGACAUCCCCUGGCGCCUUCUCAAGCUGGAAAUUUUGGUUGAAGACAAGGAAACUGGUGAUGGUCGAGCCUUGGUUCACAGCAUGCAGAUCAACUUCAUCCAUCAGCUGGUCCAGUCCCGGCUGUUUGCUGAUGAAAAGCCCCUUCAGGACAUGUACAACUGCUUGCAUUCCUUCUGCCUGGCUCUUCAGCUGGAAGUCUUGCAUUCACAAACGCUAAUGCUGAUCCGAGAGCGCUGGGGUGACCUUGUGCAAGUGGAGCGGUACCAUGCAGGGAAGUGUCUCUCACUCUCUGUUUGGAAUCAACAGGUACUUGGCAGGAAAACAGGGACUGCGUCUGUCCAUAAGGUCACUAUAAAAAUUGAUGAAACUGAUGUUUCAAAACCCUUACAAAUAUCUCAUGAGCCUCCACUGCCAGUCUGUGAUUCCAAGCUGAUGGAAAGAGCCAUGAAGAUUGACCACCUAUCAAUAGAAAAACUCCUAAUAGACAGUGUCCAUGCAAGAUCUCAUCAAAAACUCCAGGAGCUGAAAGCCAUUCUUAAGACCUACAAUGUUAAUGACAAUUCCUUCAUUGAGACGGCUCUCCCAACUCUUGUAAUUCCGAUUUUGGAACCAUGUGGUCGAUCAGAGUGCCUGCAUGUAUUUGUUGAUCUCCACUCUGGAAUGUUCCAGCUGAUGCUGUAUGGUGUUGAUCAGCAGACACUUGAUGACAUAGAGAAGUCUGUUAAUGAUGAUAUGAAGCGAAUCAUUCCUUGGCUUCAGCAGCUCAAGUUCUGGCUUGGACAGCAGCGCUGCAAACAGUCUAUAAAACAUCUGCCUACAGUGAGCAGUGAAACUCUUCAACUAGCUAAUUAUGCCAGCCAUCCAGUGGGAAACCUUUCCAAACAUAAACUGUUCAUCAAACUCACUCGCCUUCCCCAGUACUACAUUGUUGUGGAAAUGUUUGAUGUUCCUGGCAACCCCACAGAACUAGAGUACAAGUACCAUUUUCUGUCUGUGAGCUAUGCUGAAGGAGAUGACAGCCCUGCCACUGCACUUUUACUACAGCAGUUCAAACCAAACAUUGAAGAGUUGGUACUGGACACAAAAAGUGGCAAACAAGUGAAAAGUGGUGUCAAGCGCAAGCUAUCUGGAGAUCCAUGUUCCAUAGAACCCAAGAAACCAAAACGGUCGGGAGAAAUGUGUGCCUUCAAUAAAGUGCUAGCUCAUAUUGUAGCCAUGUGUGAUACAAAUAUGCCGUUUAUAGGGCUUCGGAUAGAGUUAUCCAAUAUGGACAUUCCUCACCAGGGAGUACAAGUAGAAGGAGAUGGCUUCAGCCAUGCAAUACGUUUGUUAAAAAUUCCUCCCUGUAAAGGUGUAAAUGAGGAAACGCAGAAGGCUCUGGACCGGUCUCUUCUUGAUUGCACUUUCCGACUACAAGGUAGAAAUAAUCGCACGUGGGUGGCCGAGCUGGUGUUUGCAAACUGCCCGCUGAACAGCACUUCAUCCAGGGAGCAAGGACCAACCCGUCAUGUUUACCUGACGUAUGAAAACCAGUUGUCUGAACCGGUUGGAGGUCGCAAGGUGGUCGAGAUGUUCCUUAAUGACUGGAACAGCAUUGCUCGCCUGUAUGAGUGUGUCCUGGAGUUUGCACGGUCCUUACCAGACAUCCCCAGCCACUUAAACAUUUUUUCAGAAGUUCGGAUCUACAACUACCGAAAACUUAUCCUUUGUUAUGGAACUACCAAGGGGAGCUCAAUCAGCAUUCAGUGGAACUCCAUCCUCCAGAAGUUCCACAUUUCACUGGGAACAGUUGGCCCAAACUCAGGUUGCAGUAACUGUCACAACACAAUUCUGCACCAGCUCCAGGAGAUGUUUAAUAAAACGCCAAACGUGGUGCAGUUGCUACAGGUUUUGUUUGACACUCAGGCUCCAUUAAACGCCAUCAACAAACUCCCGACCGUGCCCAUGCUGGGGCUGACCCAACGCACCAACACUGCCUACCAGUGCUUCUCCAUCCUGCCCCAGUCCCCCACGCACAUCAGGCUGGCCUUCAGGAACAUGUACUGCAUCGACAUCUACUGCCGCAGCCGCGGCGUGGUGGCCAUUCGCGACGGCGCCUACAGCCUCUUCGACAACAGCAAAAUCGUGGAGGGCUUCUACCCCGCGCCUGGCUUAAAGACAUUCCUGAACAUGUUUGUUGACAGCAAUCAGGAUGCACGGAGGCGAUCUGUAAAUGAAGAUGAUAACCCACCUUCUCCUAUUGGAGGAGACAUGAUGGAUUCUUUGAUAUCACAGCUCCAACCCCAGCAGCCUCCACAGCAACCACAACAACAGCCAUUUGCAAAACAGGCAGGAGCCUCGGGAGCAUAUCCUCUCACCUCACCACCCACCUCCUACCACAACACAGUGACACCCUCCCCGUCCAUGAUGCACACACAGUCACCAGGAAAUUUGCAUGCUGCAAGCUCACCUAGCGGGGCUUUAAGAGCACCAUCACCAGCAUCCUUUGGUCCAACUCCUUCACCUUCCUCUCUUGGAAUCACAAUGGGACAAACAGCUAACUUUGCCAGCCCACAUGGUUCCCAAGUCAUGCCCACAAGCAUGCCUCCACCUCGGAAACUACCUCAGCGCUCUUGGGCUGCAUCCAUUCCUACAAUCCUCACCCACAGUGCCUUGAAUAUUCUGCUCUUGCCCUCUCCUACCCCUGGGCUUGUGCCAGGACUAGCUGGCAGCUAUCUGUGCUCCCCUCUCGAGCGAUUCCUCGGGUCAGUGAUUAUGAGGAGGCAUCUUCAGAGGAUCAUACAGCAGGAAACGCUACAGUUAAUAAACUCCAAUGAACCAGGUGUAAUUAUGUUUAAGACGGAGGCACUGAAAUGCAGGGUUGCUCUCAAUCCCAAAACCAACCAGACCUUGCAGCUGAAAGUAACACCUGAAAAUACAGGACAGUGGAAAUCAGAGGAGUUACAGGUUUUGGAGAAGUUCUUUGAAACAAGGGUUGCAGGACCACCUUUUAAAGCAAACACCCUGAUAGCCUUCACAAAGUUACUAGGGGCUCCCACGCACAUCCUCAGGGACUGCGUACAUAUCAUGAAACUGGAGCUGUUCCCUGACCAGGCAAGUCAGCUGAAAUGGAACGUGCAGUUUUGUUUAACAAUCCCUCCCAGCGCUCCACCAAUUGCACCUCCAGGAACACCUGCUGUUGUGCUGAAAUCCAAAAUGUUGUUUUUCCUUCAGCUAACACAGAAAACAACAGUCCCACAAGAAGCUGUUAGUAUUAUUGUCCCAAUUAUUUAUGAUAUGGCUUCGGGUACAACGCAACAGGCUGACAUUCCCAGGCAGCAGAACUCUUCUGUUGCUGCUCCAAUGAUGGUUAGCAAUAUUCUAAAGAGGUUUGCUGAACUGAAUUCACCACGACCAGGUGAAUGCACAAUAUUUGCAGCCGUUCGUGAUUUGAUGGUUAAUCUUACGCUGCCCCCUGGGGGGCGUCCCUAGACACUUUUAAAAGAAGGCUGAAAGUGAGACAAAACAGCAAAAAAAAAAUUAAAAAAUAAAAAUAAAGCCUUCGGUUAAAAGAGGACGUUUUAAUUUUACCUUUUUUUCUAAGAGCUAACUAUAAACUGGCAAACUUUCAGGGAUGCACUUUCAUCACAUGAGUAUCACCACGACUUUUGUAUAGUGCUGUUGUAUAGUGUGUUUUAAUGGGAGACACUUCAGACUAGGUAAUAGAUUGAAGUAUCAGCUUGCUGGUAAUAGAUUUAAUAUUCUGUUUUAUACUAUAAAGAUUAUGAAAAUGCCAAACUUGUUUGUUUUUCUGUUUUUCUUAUGUUUUGGUGUAAUAGUCUUUUUUUAAGGCAGGUCUGUCAUUUUUGAAUACUGUAAAACUGUGACAAACUUUAUAUUGAAGCUGUAUUUUAAUAUGACUGCUUUGAAUCCUUAAACAAUUUAUUUGGGCUUGUUGUAAACAUGUCCCCAAAAAGCAAUAUUUAAUA